This is a messenger RNA of Rotaria sordida, 216 nucleotides long. The record is from the annotation of a GenBank genome assembly. NCBI's taxonomy places the organism in Eukaryota, Metazoa, Rotifera, Eurotatoria, Philodinida, Philodinidae.
UCAAUUAUGCAUCCACAAGAUUGGUUAACAACAAAAAAAAAUAAUGGUUGUCCACAUCGAUUUUUAGGUGCAUAUAAAUUAGAAUAUGAUAAUUCAUGGACACGACAAGCAACAGAUUUUGAUGAUGGAUUAGAUGAUCCAUUAGAUGAAUUAAAACAGAAAACUCAUGAUAUACAACAAAAUCGAAAAAUGAUUGAAUUUCUAAUUAAAUCAUAG